AUCAUCUAUUCAUCUCUGAUAUGAAGCUAAAAUGUGGUGCAAAUGGGGCUUAUCGAUCGGAUCGGACGGCUUUGCCAAAUUGGAGAAGUAACCAGGAACUCAUCACUGAGCCUCUCACACAUUCGAAAUGGAUACGAACUGUUUAUUGCUAUCUUGUCUCGUCACACUUGCUGCAAUCCUCCUCAGCUUUGUUGUGUUCAUUAAGAAGAAGACCAGGAACACUUCAUUAGCAUCUCUGAACAAUUCUUCAUUGUCCAUCUCUCCACCUAUAGGAUGGAACUAUGAAGUGUUCUUGAGUUUCAGAGGCCAAGACACUCGUAAAACCUUCACUGACUACCUCUACAGCGACCUUGUUGACGCAGGAAUUCGCACGUUUAGAGACAACAAUGAGCUUCGCAUUGGAGAGAAGAUAGGUGAUGAGCUUCUCAAGGCAAUACAACACUCAAAGAUAUCCAUCCCAAUCUUUUCCAAAGACUAUGCUUCAAGUAAGUGGUGCUUGCUUGAGCUCACCAAGAUGGUUGAGUGUAAGAGGACAUCAGGGCAAAUCAUAAAACCCAUUUUCUACGAUGUGGAACCAUCCGACGUGCGAAAGCAGAAGGGGAGUUACGAAAAGGCCUUCCGGGAACACAAGAAGCAUUUUGAUAGUGCUACUGUGGAGGGGUGGAAGAAAGCCUUGAGGGAGGUUGGGGAAUUGAAGGGAUGGGAAGUGAAGAAUGUUGCUGACGGGCACCAAGGAGAACUGGUAAAGAGGGUUGUUUUAGAGGUGUGGGGAGAGCUGAAAAGGAACUCAUUGGAUGUAAAUGAAUGCUUAGUUGGAAUUGAUAAUCAUGUAGAAGAAAUGAUGAAAUUGUUGAGUGUUAAUUCCAGUGAUGUAAGGAUUGUGGGAGUCCAUGGCAUGGGAGGAAUUGGCAAGACCACUAUAGCCAAGGUCAUCUACAACCAACUCUCCCAACACUUUGAAUCCUGUUGCUUCCUUCCAGAUGUAAGAGAAACAGCACAACAACACAAUGGUCUUGUUCAUUUGCAAAACCAACUUAUAUCUAACAUCUUAAAACGGAGAUGCGUUGACAUUAGUACCGUGGAUGAAGGUAUUAAUGUAAUCAAAGUUAGAUUUUCUGGGAAGAAAGUUCUUGUUGUCAUUGAUGAUGCCGAUCAAAAAGUUCAUCUUCAUUCACUUGUGGGAAAGUGUGAUUGGUUUGGUUCAGGAAGUAGGAUAAUUGUCACAACAAGAAACAAAGAUAUUCUAAAUCUACCUGAGGUAGAUUGUAGGACUUACGAACCAAAGGAAUUGGAUUCUAAUCAAUCUCUUCAACUUUUCAGCAGACAUGCUUUUAGAAUGAACCAUGCUCCAGAAGACUAUGAUAUUCUCUCUAGAGAUGUUGUGUCCACUACUGGAGGGUUGCCUUUGGCUCUUGAGAUUGUUGGCUCUUUUUUAUCUGGCAAGAGAAAAGCGGUGUGGAAUGAGACAUUGAAGAAGUUGAAGAAAAUACCGGAUGGACAAGUGCAAAAGAAGCUGAGAAUAAGUUACGAAGCAUUAGAAUAUGAGCAACAACAGAUAUUUCUUGAUAUAUCAUGUUUUUUAAUUGGAGUGGAUAGAAGAAUUGCUUUCCACAUGUGGGAUGACUGCAAAUUUUAUCCGGAAAAUGGAAUUGAAGUUCUUAUUCUCACGUCCUUGGUGAAAAUUGGAGAUGACAAUGAGCUAAGGAUGCAUGAUCAGCUUAGAGACCUCGGUAGGGAUAUUGUCCGUCAAGAAAAUUUUAAGGAGCCAGAGGAGCGCAGUAGGGUGUGGUUUCAUGAGGAAGCCUAUGAAAUAUUGGAGAGUCAGUCGGGAACAAGAAAGAUUGAAGCUCUUUGUGUUGACUUUCGAUCAGAGUCACAAGCAUGCUGUUUUACAAAUGAAGAAUUUGGAGGCCUAUCUAAUCUAAGGUUCCUGCAAAUGGACUAUGCAAACCUGGAUGGAGAUUAUAAGCGUCUUCUUUCAAAGUUACGAUGGCUUAGCUGGAACGGAUGCCCUCAAAUUUUUAAACCAACCAAUUUUCAUCUGAAGAAUCUGGUCAUUCUUGAUUUAUCAUGGAGCAAGGUCACAGAAGCCUGGGAGGGUUGGAAUCAUAUCAAGAUUGCAAGAAAGUUGAAAGUUCUAAAUCUCACGGGUUGCAGAGACAUGGUUAGUACUCCUGACUUCUCUGCAUAUGCAACUUUAGAAAGAUUGAUUCUUGAAGAGUGUGAGAAUUUGGUUCAUAUUGACCCAUCGAUUGGGUAUCUCAAGAGUCUAGUUUUCUUCAAUGUGAAGAACUGUUCUAAACUCAAAAGGUUGCCUCUGGAAUUUGAUUCUUUGAAAGCUUUAGUGGAGCUCCUCAUCGAUGGUACUUCUUUAAAAGAAGUCCCUAAUGGUAUAGGUGUUAUGAAUAAGCUUGAAACUCUUAGUGCCAGUUGUUGGUCAUUGACUCAAAUUUCUACCUCAAUUGGUCACCUAAAAUCUCUGUCCGACCUUACAUUAGAUUAUUCAUGUAUCAAUGAACUACCAGACUCAAUUGGUUCGCUAUUGAAAUUGCGACGAUUUUCACUAAGGCGCUGCAAAUUAAAAAAACUUCCAGACUCCAUUGGGAAAUUAGAAUCAUUAAUUGAGCUACGCUUGUCAGGAGCAAAAUUUACAGAAUUACCUGAUACCAUUGGCAACCUAAAUCAUUUGAGAAUUCUUGAGAUUAACGAAUCUUUGAUCAAGAAGUUACCUAGUGCCAUUGGAAUGUUACUGAAACUUGAAGAGUUAGAUGCCUCGCAUUGUCACAAUUUGGAAGGUGAAAUUCCCAAUGAUAUUGGGAGACUACCCUCUCUGAGAAUCUUAAGACUAAAUUUUACAAAUAUCUGUAGCCUACCAACAAGCAUUUGUGGGCUUUCUCACCUCCAAACCCUUGAUUUACGGGGUUGCAAAAAGCUUCAGUUUCUGCCAGAGCUUCCCUCUAGUCUAGUAAGUCUACGAGUCACUUGCAUGUCAAUGGAGACAUUUCUAAACCUUCCUAGCCUGAUGAAUCUAAAGGAGUUGCAACUUUAUGACUGCUCUAGGCUGUUGAAAAUUCCUGAAGAUAUUGGGAAGUUAGCCAAACUGGAGACCUUGAUCUUGUACAGGAUUAACAUUAGCAGCCUGCCAAUGGAGCUUGGUGCCCUUUCUCGGCUUACGGAACUCACUGUUCAAAAUUCUGAACAACUUCAAUGCCUUCCAACUCUUCCCUCAAGUCUGUUCAAACUGUGUCUUAAUGUUUGCAAGUCAAUGAAGAGGUUGCCAGAUCUGUCAAAUUUGAAAGAUUUAUCAGAACUAAUACUUGGCCAAUGCUCAGAGUUAACGGAGAUUCAAGGCCUUGGAAGAUUGGAACUCCUAAUAAGUUUGGAUAUAUCUAAGUGCAUAAAGUUAUGUAUGCUUGAAGGGCUUGAACAGCUAAGAUCUUUAAGAUACUUGACCACAUCAUGGUGUGAAUCACUAGAAACCUUACCAGAUCUUUCGAACUUAAAGAAGUUAAGGAAUUUAGUUACUUUGCAUUGCAAGAAUUUGAAUGAAAUUAGGGGCCUUGACAAAUUGGAAUCCUUGGAAUAUUUGAAUAUGAGUUGGUGCAUAUCCUUGGAAAGAUUGCCUGAUCUAUCGAACUUAGAAAUGCUGAAAGAUUUAAACCUCGCCCAGUGCCAGAAGCUACAUGAGAUAGAAGGUCUUGAGGCUUUGAAAUCCUUGAAGAUGCUGGACUUGUCAUCAUGCAUGGCCUUGGAGAGGAUACCUGAUCUGUCGAGACUGAAAAAUUUAAAGAGAUUGCAACUUUGUAACUGUGAGAAACUUAGUGAGAUUUUGGGACUUGAGGAACUGAAAUUCUUAGCAUUCUUGGACAUUUCCGGAUGCAAAUCACUAGGAAAAUUACCAGACAUUUCGAACAUUAGUAAAGUCAAGCGUUGAGAGCAAAUUGCAGGGUGUCAGAGUUUAGUGUUUAACAUGCAAUCUGAUGGCAUGGGAUUGAGGUUGAGGGUCUGAGUGUGGAGGAAGCUUAUUUCAGAGGAAGGUAGUUACAAGGAACGACCUUUUCCCUUCUCCAGGGCUAUUCUGAGUUCAGACAAGAAAAAAAGGCUUCUGAUAUACCUGAAGUAAACUCAAAUUGUUGGGAGAUGAAUGCAAAGUUUAAAAGCAUAGCAUUGUGGAAUCAUGAUAGUCCUCCGUCAGAAGACGAUGCCUCCUUGCAUUCCUUUCACUGGCUUGCUGUUGCAAAAGCAGGGUCGAUUUCUCAUGUCAAUGGAAAUGUACUAUUGAAAUCAGCUCAAGGGUGGAGUCCACAAAGAGUUAAUAGCUUACUGCUUGAGUUUCUUUAUUUCAUUUACCACAUGCAUGCAAUGCAUGAUUUGAUGGAAAAUGCAAGUCUUGCUGGGAAAAUCAGUAGAGAUAGGGAGAUUGAAAGUUGAAACAGAGGAUGGUUUGAAAUUUCCGGCAAAUGGUUUUCCCUUUACAAGCCAGAAGGAGAUGCAGAAAAGAAGCGACAGAUGACACCUGCUAGUCUCAUGACAAGGCUCAUUUUUAUCAUGGUUUAGAGGAAGCUCAUAAGAAAUUCCUACACUUGAGCAUUUUGCGACUUAUUUAGGCUCCGUUUAUUUGGAAGUAAAAUAUUUUUCAGAAAAUAUUUUUACAUGCCUCGCGCGAUGGACUCGAUCUCAACCUUGUAAACCUCUGCCAACUACCGGUAAACUAAAAAUAAAAAAAUAUUUUACCUAAAAAAAAAUAUUUUUCAAAAAGAAUAUUUUACUCUUAAUAUAUUUUAGGUAACAGGAGGAUGAGAACUGUGAGGAGUCGUGAUCAAAAUAAAUUGAUGUAGCAGUUUGGAAGAAGAGUUUGUCUGUUGAACGGCCUUAUUCAUGUGCCAUGUAAAUUAUUAGAUCACUACCCUAUAUAUAUAUAUAUUUUGUAUCAUUUUAUACUGGUUUUUGUAAAUGUAAAGAUUGUUUGAUUAUUUAGAUAUAAAUUAAUUCAUGCGGAUAUGCUAAAUAAAUACAAAAGUUAUGUUUAAGGUGUGCAAUGGAGGUAAAGUGUUACAAGGUUGAGGAAUAGGCAGCGUUCCUAAAUGCUUUCAUAUUACCGAGAUCUACUUUCAUAUGUUGAGCUUUAGGCUGCUGUUGUAAUAAGCUUUACCUGCCAUUGAGGAAUAGUUUUACUCUAUAUAUGUAUAUAUGCAGGGAAAAAAGAAGAAGAAGAAGAAGAAGAAACAUAAACCAUUUUAAAAAGAAGAAGAAGAUUUUUAUUUUAUACAUAAAUAGUAAUAUUGAUAUGUAACCUCCCUACUCAAUUACAAAGUUUUUCUUGUUAAAAAAAAAAAAUUAAUAACAAAGUUUUUAUUUCUUCAAAUUUUUAACAUGGGGUGUUCGGCCGUAGCCCACCAAGUGGUAGGUGAGCCCUAUGGUGUGAUAUGAGUGUCGGUGUUGGAGUAACCCAUCCUCCCCUUCCCCUCUAAUAUCUAUUCUCCAAAUCAUGAUUUUCAAAUGUUCCUUUCUUAAUAGUCUCGUGCAAAAAUUAUUUGUCAUUACUUAAAAUUUGUAUUUAAGUUAUUAAAACUAUAAACAUGGACAAAAAAUAAGGAAUGAAGAGCAAAUUAUUUUAUCUUUAAAUCAAUUGUUUUAGAACAAAAUUUACAAUCACUAAAACUUGAUGAACAUGUGCAAUUAUGAUACAAAAGAUGCAGAAUAAAUCGUCAAGUGAAUGGUUUAGGAGAGGUGCGCCAAACCUUCUUUGUUGUUGUUGUUUUUUUUUUUUUUUUUAACUUACGAAGAGACAUAAAUUUUACAAUAAUAAAAAAAUAUAUCAAUUGAGAGCUCUUGGAGUGUACUAAAAUGGAGUCAAUAUUAAAGUAGGUUGGUUUAUUUUUCAUUUUUAAACUUAGAUUUAUUUUUCCGUGAGAGUUUUUUUUUUUUUUAACUCAUAUUAUGUACACUGUAUAUUUAUUUUGCUCAAAUAUUCUUAUAUUUGAAAUGUGGUCAAGAAGGAAAGUUAUUAAAUCUCCGAAAAACUCGAACUGAACUGGGCUACUCAUACCCAAUAAGCAUUAGCAAUAGCACAAUUGACAUAAGGGCCGCACGGGUGCGUAUGUUUAAGGAUUUUAAUUUAAUUUUUU
Molecule: messenger RNA, 6128 nt
Organism: Cornus florida
Lineage: Eukaryota; Viridiplantae; Streptophyta; Magnoliopsida; Cornales; Cornaceae
Product: disease resistance protein L6-like
Exons: 10
Coding region: 128-3934 (1268 amino acids)
Biological process (GO): signal transduction; defense response
Molecular function (GO): ADP binding
Source: RefSeq, a predicted model, not a curated record